Molecule: messenger RNA, 312 nt
Organism: Vairimorpha ceranae
Lineage: Eukaryota; Fungi; Microsporidia; Nosematidae
Product: transcription initiation factor tfiid subunit
Exons: 1
Coding region: 1-312 (103 amino acids)
Biological process (GO): transcription by RNA polymerase II
Molecular function (GO): protein heterodimerization activity
Source: RefSeq, a predicted model, not a curated record
AUGCGUGAAGGAAAAAAAAUAUCUUUUUUAAAAGAAGUAAGAAUGAUGUUGUAUGGAUUUGGGGAUGUGUCUUGUCCAAGAAAUGAUACUACUGAAGUAUUACAUAAUUAUGUAAUAGAAUAUUUAACAAUAUUACUUGUAGAUACACACAAUAUGGCUAAGCUUAAAGGGAAAACUAAAACUGAAGAUUUGCUCUAUUGCAUUAAAAGAGAUAGAAAGAAGUAUUUAAGAGUAAAACAUUUAUUGAUGACCAAUGAAGAGCUUAAGAAAGCAAGAAAGGCAUUUGAAAUGAAGGAAUAUGAAAAAGAAUAA